Cyprinodon variegatus (sheepshead minnow) is the source of this 5563-nucleotide messenger RNA. It is a transcript of the gene zfyve16, whose product is annotated as zinc finger FYVE domain-containing protein 16-like. The transcript has 16 exons. Gene Ontology annotation, biological process: endosomal transport. NCBI's taxonomy places the organism in Eukaryota, Metazoa, Chordata, Actinopteri, Cyprinodontiformes, Cyprinodontidae. Gene Ontology annotation, molecular function: metal ion binding. The coding region runs from base 51 to 3710 and encodes 1219 amino acids. The record is from RefSeq and is a predicted model, not a curated record. Gene Ontology annotation, cellular component: early endosome membrane.
CUGCUUGUUUUUAAUAGGAGCCAGCGAUUGACGGCCCUCGGUAGCUCAGGAUGGACAGCUUCUUCAAGGCAGCGGUUUGUGAUCUGGACAAGGUUCUGGAUGACUUUGAGCUCAAUUCAGAGGAAGCGGAAUGCCAGCCUGUUUUCCUGAAGCCCCCUGCGUACCCGUUCUGCCCGGACGUCCCCAGCGGCCCAACCAGCCUCCCAGACCUCAAUUCUCUCCAUUAUGGCUCCGCAGGAAGCUGUUCAGAUGCCUCCAAUGGCCAGCAGACCGCUGACGGUGGCGAGGUGAGAGGUCAGCCCCUGACUGCCGUGGACCUUCUGUCCUCCGUUGACCGCAGGCCUGCUAAAAACGCGGCCCCGCCCUGCCCGGACAGAACUCUGAAGCCGGUGUGCGACCUCGUAAACGAUGCCAGCUCGGCCAUCUUGGUUCGGACCAACAGCCAGGAGGAGGAGGCGCUGCUGGUGGACUUUGACAGCCCUGCGGUCACAGAGGUGGGGGUGGGGCUUAACAUAAACAGUGUUGAGGAGGAGCAAACUGAGCUGAGCUGCCACCAACAGAGCGGCGGUUACUCCGCAUCGCUCAGUUUGCUGGACAUUAUUUUUCCGGCGGCGGCGGAGAAAAGCUCUGAACCUUCCGAUCAGUCGGAGUCAGCUGAUGCAGACGAGAAGGAGAGCGAAGAGCAGCUGGAGGGGGCGUCCUCGGACCGCCAUAAAGCAGAGAGCGAUAACGAAGUGACGUCUUUAAGCGAGGAGCAACCUUCAGAUCAGGCGGCUGAAGGCGAGUCUGACGAAGGGAUAGAGUGUGAAUCAUCAAACGGCGAACCGGGCAGCUUGUCAUGCCUGCCGCUGGCCGUGUCGAUGUGCGGCGCUCUGGUGAACUCCACCACCUCAGAGGAUCCUCCCGGGGCAGCAGAGGCGUCUGAGAGCACAGGAGGAACGGACGACGGCAGAGACGGCUCCUCUGACUCGGAGCAGAUGUCAGAGAGGAGGCCGUCUCCAGAGGGGCAGCACGCUUCGCUUGGUUCUGCUCCGGCAGAGCCCGACCCGCCCUACGCUCCUGAGUUCGGCUUUGAAUACCUGCCUGAGAGCGAUCAGGCGGAGCUGCUGGUUACAGACGAAGAGCUGGACGCUUUCCUGCAGGCGCACGCGGAAGCAGAGCAGGGGGCGGGGCCUUCUCUCUGCUCCAGAGGUUCUGGAGAUGAACCCCAGUGCCUCUCGGAGUCAGGGCAGGUUCUGGAAGAACGACGAGAUGAGCCAGAACCUGGAAGCUGUGGCCAAGAACAGGAAGAGCCAGAGGCUCUGUCAUCUGGGGAUGGAACAUCUGCUGCAUCUGCAGAGGGAAGCUUCAGUCCUUCUGCUCUUUCAGCGUCAGGAGAGUCUAUACCGUCACAAUGCCAUGACUCCUAUGGAGGCGCCAGACCAAAACAGCCCCACAGCCAAACCGCCAGACCUCCACCAGCAGGAGAGGAAGGAACGGAGCCCAGCACCUCCCCAACACCUGAAGAACAGGAGCACCCAGCUCCCACAGAGGACCCGUCUAAAUUCAGGGACUCUGACCUCAGCAGCCCUCCGUAUCAGCAGGAUUUCUCCGCAGGGUUUGACGAACUCUCAGAGCCGCCUCCAUACCCCGGGGAGGAGCCGCUGGGCGCUGCCAGGCCGGCCAACUGGAAGGGGGACGGUGAGGAGGAGCUGGGGAGCAUUCAGCCAGCGUGGGUGCCAGACGCUGAAGCUCCGUCCUGCAUGAAAUGCCACCAGACGUUCACCUUCAUCAAGCGGCGGCAUCACUGUCGGGCCUGCGGGAAGGUGUACUGCGCCGGGUGCUGCAACAGAAAGUGUAAACUCAAGUACCUGGACAAGGAGGCUCGUGUGUGCGUCCUCUGCUUUGACACCAUACAUAAAGACUUGGCAUGUAAACUGGCUGUUCCUGGCGCACCUGAAGCACUUGGUGUGACGGCAGCACCCGGCUCAGCUGGAUCUGACCCUGGAGGUGAUGAACCAUCCGGCUCUGAGGCCCCCGGAGCCGCCCCGGUGGAGCGAGCCCCGGUUUCUGGGCCCUGGGAUUACGGCUUGCUUUCUGGGAUCGGUUCUUCGGUGAGCAGGAUUCCCAGUCUGCUUCCAGACAACGAGGAUGAGCUGCCUCCUCUGCUCAUCACCACCGGGGAGGAUGACGGAGAAGAUGUUCUGGUGGAGGAGAGUCCAGCCCCCUGUCAGAUUCGACACCUGUUGGAGGAAGGAGGGCCGCGCCCUUUGACCUUUGUUCUGAAUGCCAACCUGCUGAUAAAUGUCAAACUGGUCACAUACGGCAGCAGGCAGUGCUGGUGCUUCGGCUCCAACGGGCUGCAGGCUCUGGGGCAGAAGGAGCUGAUUUUUCUGCUGGAAUGUUUGUCGGGAGAAAAAACGCUUCCCAGAGACCUCUUUUCUCUUUAUCUCACCAUUUACCAGGAUGCCCAGAAAGGGAAGUUUGUGGAGGAGCUGGAUAACGUCACGUUCACCAGCAGUUUCCUGGACAGCAAAGAUCACGCCGGGAUGCUGUUCUUCGCCCCCACCUGUCAGCCCCUGGAUGGCCUUACGCUGCCCCCCCAACCGUUCCUGUUCGGCCUCCUGGUCCAGAAACUGGAGGUCCCUUGGGCCAAAGUGUUCCCGCUCAGACUGCUCCUGCGGCUCGGAGCUGAAUACGACAUGUAUCCCACUACGCUGAUAAGCGUCCGAUUUCGGGAGUCAGUGUAUCGAGAGACGGGACACACCAUCAUGAAUUUAUUGGCUGACCUGAGGAACUACCAGUACAGCCUGUCAGUGGUGGAAGGCCUGAGGAUCCAUAUGGAGAUGGGACACAGCUACAUAGAGAUCCCCAAGGCUAGCUUUAGCGAGAUGCAGAAGGUGGUGAACUCAUCCAACGAGCAUGUCAUCAGCAUCGGAGCGAGCUUCAGCCAGGAGGCUGACUCUCACCUCGUCUGUUUCCAGAACGAGGAGGGAAACUAUCAAACUCAAGCCAACAGCAAGCCGGGGGAAACUCGCACAGUGACUGGGGCCAGUUUCGUGGUGUUUAACGGAGCGCUAAAAGCCUCGUCAGGUUUUAUCGCCAAGUCCAGCAUCGUUGAAGAUGGGUUGAUGGUUCAAAUCCCACCGGAAACCAUGGAGUCUUUGCGCUCCGCCCUGAGGGAGCAGACAGACUUCGACAUACCCUGCGGCAAGAAUGACGGCGGGGAAGUCAAAGAGAACGUCACGGUUCGCUGGGUUGACUGGUCCUCGCCUGUUAACUCGGGUAAAACCAGUGGAGUUGAUGGGAGACCCCUGGACGGCGUCCCCAGCGUGAGGAUGGAGCAGGACACAGAGUUUGAGUCGCACAGCCGCACCAUUAGAUGCACCGAGGUGUUCUACCAGCUGAAGUCUCCUGACUGCAGCCUGGCGGCGGUGCUGUCGUCCUGCAGCGGCUUUCAGAAGGAGAUCGCCUUGGCAACAUGCAGCGCUCUGGCUCCUCACCUCUCGGUUCUUACCUCAAGUGGGAUCAACUCGCUGUGGCUUCGCGUCUCCACCCAGGCUGACAUGGUGGAGUACCAGGCCGGAUCCGGAGGCAGGCUCCUCCCUCAGCGCUACAUGAACGAGAUGGACGGCGCUCUGAUCCCCGUCAUCCAUGGAGGUGGCGCCAGCGUGCCGCAGACCGCCAUGGACAUGGAGCUGGUGUUCUACAUCACACACUCUCUGCAGUGAUCGUAAGACCUCCGCACACUAAAGAAGAUGGCCGCUGAACAGAUGAUCUAUUUUUUAGCGGGAAAUAGGUUCCCUUCGCUGCGCUCUCCAAAGCUGCUACAUCUACCCGACGCCAAACACUAAAAACCUAAGAACCGAAGCGUCAUUCUCUAUUCUGCCUUCCCGGCUCUCCGCUCGAAAGGAGAGCCUCUGCGAAUGUCACCACAGUCUCAUCUGGAUGUAAUUAUUCAAACUAAAAAAAACAUGGGCUCAACUCAGUGAAAACAACAGCAGGGAAACGAGUCAGGUGCUGCGAAGAAACGCUGGGAGAAUCAAGUCAGCCGCUUUGUUAGGAACGCUCCAUCUCCACAUCUUAGGCGUUGUGAUGGUUUGUUUUUCUGUCUUAGAAGUGUUUCGUUUCUCUGCCCAGAAGCUUGUUUUAUGUUGCUGCUCAUGUUCCUACAGUAGAGACGGAGCAAAUCCAACACCAACCUGGAAGAAGAAUCCACAUUUAACCAGAUCCAAUUCUGCUGCGGUUUUUAUUUCGAUUUUUCAUCCGACAUGAAGCUCAGUUUGUAAAUAAAAUGUAUACAUUUGUUUGUAAACAGAAGAAUAUCUGUCAAACAUUUACAAACUAAAGCCGCAACCAGGCGGGAUUGGAUGCUGGGAGAGUUUCCAACCAAAAGCUGAGCCUCAAACGCCACAUUAUCAGCUUUUGUUAUUCUGAGCUGGACCACAUCUUCAGCAGCAUUCCUCAUAUGAUUGUAUUUACCUUUUUUUUUUUACUUUGAAAUGAAGGUUGUAAAGCGUAGCUUAAAGCGGCAGCGGAUUUCUUGUUGGAAAAGCUCCAGUUUUGCCUCGUUCAGGGCGAAACACUCCCAGCCCGACAGCCGUCCUGAAACUCCCAGGGAGCCGAGAUCUGAAGGACGCGAAGCAGAUUUUCCAGUUUGUCUGAAAUGCCUUUCCAACAGCUUUUUAAUCAGAGCUUAAUGUCAGCAAAGAAGAAACUGAUCUGAGAAUAUCUAGAUUUCAUUUUCACAUUUGAAACUAUUUCAGACCUCCUCCGCAUCUUAACGUUGAAUAGCGUUGAAUUCCUCAUAAUUUGGAAAGCUGUUACGGACUUUAAUAAAUGAAGACGCAAACGAGAAAUCAGCGUAACACAUGUUCUAUCUUAAAACAAAGGCAAAGCUGAUGUUUUUAGGUUUAUUCUGGAUCUUAUAUUAGCAAAGGGCCCCGUUAGCAUAGUUAGCAGCAUCUUUCUAAAUCCAGUUUAAUCCUUGCUGUUUUACAUGUAGCCUUCCUGUUAUCCCCUGAAAAACCUUCUCUUUCUCGCAGCCUGAAUGAAUCAAACCAUUUCUGCCUGUUCAUUUUUAAACACCUCACCACAGUAAGAACUUCCGCACCGAAGAGCGGUGUUGUUGGUGUUAUUUGGUAGCGCUUUAAGAUGAGAUGUGUUCACCGGUUUGAAAAAAAUCUUUUGUUUCAGAGCAACCGAUGGUCAACAUCUCAGAUCUAUGCAUCCUUUUCCGAUCCAUCAUAACUCAUGGACUAUGCAUCCUAUUUUAAAGCUUUUCCAAAUUUCCACUGAGCUGAGAUGGAGUGAUGGGCGGGGCUUAGAUCAGACCACCAAAGCUGACCAAUCAGAAGGUAGCAGAGGGUGCCUCACUUUACCCAGCUUCUACUUUUUCUAGUUUCAGGACAAAGAUCAGUGUUUUUCAGCUUGUCUUGACUUUUCAUCCAUAUGUAUAACACAAUGUGCAGAGAUUGUAUAAAGAAAAGAAUCAUUUUAUUAUUGCAGAGAUAUUUUUGGUAUAAAUGAUGUAAAAGCAGAAAAAUCCAGGUUAAGAAUAAAUAUGUUUAGCUUCAUUUGAGGA